AUGAGGGCAACAUACUCUUGGAUAUUCUUGAUCUGCCUUGGCAUUGGACUGUGUGGAGCUGCUAAGGCACCCAAAGGAGCUGCCAAAGGUGUUGAGCCACUUGCACCACCACCACCCGAUCUAGCGCAGGAACUGAUGGAUAUCUAUAGUCUCAUACAGUUUAAGCCACUUGAUCAACUCUUUGUGCGUUACUUGAUGAACGAUGCACAGUUCCAGGCCUUUGUGCGUAUCCUGAACAGCAAUGCAGGAUUCACGGCACGUUGGCGUCUGCUCUCCCAGCCGGAGUUGGUGAUGUUCCGCCAAUGGGUUAACCAACAAUUGCUUAUAUCUCACGGAAAGUUUGAGCUGGAGAAGAUGGAGAUAUGUGUGACUUUGAUCAAUCGAUAUCCCUACUGGUCGGGCACUGUUUCCGGCUGGCAGGGAUUCCUCAACGAACUGGAGAUGUACUUCCCACAAUACGCUAUACAAGCACAAAUUCAGGCCAAGGCUCUGUUGCCGGGAAUCUUUGCUGAAUUCUGGACAAGAUUGCAGGCUCUACAGGUUGUCUACGAGCGUUGGCUCGCCAUGCCCACCACCCAGAUGAUUGUCACCCAACUGCAGACCGAGGGCAUUGAUACCGUCUACCUUGAUACGUUGAUACGUAAUCUCCUUGGCUGGAAUGCAGUAAAUGGCACAACUACAACUGCAAUUCCUGCACUCAAUCCCACUGUGCCUCCUGGUGCUGUAAUGCCACCAGGAAGUUCACUGAUCUUUUAAUAUUCUGUCAAUAUAUCUAAUAUAUAUUUGUAUAAAUUUUGAACUAGCAGAAUUAA
Drosophila innubila is the source of this 812-nucleotide messenger RNA. RefSeq lists its product as uncharacterized. Lineage: Eukaryota; Metazoa; Arthropoda; Insecta; Diptera; Drosophilidae. The transcript has a single exon. Bases 1 to 756 code for a protein of 251 amino acids. The record is from RefSeq and is a predicted model, not a curated record.